Stereum hirsutum FP-91666 SS1 is the source of this 1466-nucleotide messenger RNA. Its product is annotated as NAD-P-binding protein. The record is from RefSeq and is a predicted model, not a curated record. The transcript has 4 exons. Gene Ontology annotation, biological process: shikimate metabolic process; chorismate biosynthetic process. Bases 371 to 1369 code for a protein of 332 amino acids. Lineage: Eukaryota; Fungi; Basidiomycota; Agaricomycetes; Russulales; Stereaceae. Gene Ontology annotation, molecular function: shikimate 3-dehydrogenase (NADP+) activity.
GUUGGCCACAUUUCGAGAAUUACAUCGGUCCUGAAAUGACUGAAUAUAGGAUCAAUCGGACGUUUCGGGAGGCCGUCGGCAAACUCUCCGACACACCAUUGCCAGUGCCAGCGCUGGCAAAACUAGUCUUCUUACUGUGGUGUACCAGACAUAGCGAAUCGUAGAACUCUAGGACGAGCGCAGGCUCAUUAAAUUCAAGCUUUUGUCUUUUGAGCACUACUUGCGGAGUGUAGUCUUCUUAUAACAACAUUGUGCAUCACACCGCUAUCAAUUGCUUCGCGUCACCUUCUAGUCUACGCCUGUCGCAAAACGGCAAAACAGUGCUAUAUAGCACUUCGUCCAAAAAACUCGCCCAGUUAGCAUCAACAUCAUGGGCGCCCUCGACUCCUCAUCUCUUCAUCCACCCUCUGACAGUCUACCCCUCUCCCGCUCGGAGUACGGUCUCACCACACUCAACUCCACGUCCAUCCCUCGAACGCUCUACCUCUUCGGCGAUCCGAUUGCUACCUCUCUCUCGCCGCUCUUCCACAACUCAAUCUUCACCAAUCUUGGCCUUCCAUGGACGUAUGCCCUUCAUGAAUCAUCCGAUAUUUCUUCCUUCCUUCCCCUCAUGCACGCACCUUCUUUCAUCGGCGCCUCAAUAACCAUGCCACACAAGAUCGCCUUCCUCGAACAAUGUACCCAUCUAACACCCGCCGCGGUCCGCAUCGGUGCCAUGAACACGCUCUUCGUCCGACUUGACCCCUCUACGGGCGAGAGGCGAUACAUCGGGACGAACACAGACUGUGUAGGAGCAAAGGAAGCGCUCGUACGAAAUCAUCCUGAACUACAGGAGAGACAGCGGGGAAGGCCAGCCUUAGUUAUCGGUGGCGGUGGCGCGUGCCGGGCUGCUGUGUACGCGGUGGGAGAGAUGAUGGGCGCAGGUGUCGUUUAUCUUGUCAGCCGUGAUGCAGCAGAGGUAGACGCCGUCGUCGCGGGAUUCAAGUCGACCGGCUUCAAAGGUCAACUUUUGCACGUCUCUUCCGUCGAACAGGCACGAAGCCUUGCCGCUCCCGUCUGUAUCGUAGGGACCGUGCCCAACUAUCCACCCGUUUCUGAAGGGGAGAUGUUGGCAAGAGAGAUCGUGACGGCUUUCCUGGAGAAAAAGGAGAAAGGCGUGGUCCUGGAGGCCUGUUAUUUUCCUCGAGUGCGGACGGCCUUCGCGCAGCUGGCAAAGGCUCAUGAGUGGGAAGUGGUCAAGGGAACAGAGAUGAUGCUGUAUCAGGGUUUCGCUCAGGACGCUCUGUGGACGGAGAAACGCGUAGAGGAGUUACCAGUUGAGGUCGUGAAGGAGACUAUCCGGGCCGUCGUCGAGAAGAACGAACAGUAGGUUGUGUUGUCUUGGAUGCCUUUCAGCGAGUGCUUUCGACUACCACAAAACACUUUUACUCAGGUCCAUCGGCUUACAGCCAUAGCUCAUGUUUGAG